AUGGCCUUGAAGUACGAAUUAGAACAAUGGGGUUCUGCCGUUAAAUAUUACGAUGAACAGAAUUUUGAAAAAUCAUUGGAGACUUUUGAAACCAUAGCAGAUUCAGCAAAAUUUCACUUUAAUAUUGGUUUAAUUUUUGCUACUCUUGGUGAACAUGAGGAAGCUUGUACUUCAUAUAAAAAGUCGGUAAAAUUGGAUGAGUAUUUUGCUGUUGCUUACUUCCAGAAAGGCGUGUCACACUUUCUACUGAGUGAAUUUCAAAAGGCUUUGAAUACUUUUAAUGAUGCGUUAAUGUACCUUCGUGGUAAUAUGCUUAUCGAUUAUGAGCAAUUAGGCCUAAAGUUUCGUUUAUAUUCAUGUGAGGUCUUAUUUAAUAGAGGAUUAUGCUACUUAUAUCUUGGUGAAACUGAUAAAGGAUUAGAUGAUUUCAGAGCUGCAUCAAAAGAAAAACAAACAGAAGAACAUGAUGUUAUAGAUGAAGCAAUCGAUGUUCAGGGUCAAGAUUUCACUGUAUUUUCUAUUCCUGUGGGAGUAAUUUAUCGACCACCUGAAGGCAAACUUAAAAAUGUUAAAACAAAAGAUUAUUUAGGCAAGGCAAAAUUGGUGGCCGCUAUUGAUCCUGAAGAUGCAUUUACUGGUUUUACAGCACAAUUAAAUACAACAUCACCAAUUAGUAAAUCCAAAACUGGUGGCAAAGUAGAUGAAAUGAAUGGUUCAUCUUUACGUCCUGAUUCUGUCUCAGAAAAAUUUAAUAGACCCAGAUCUUUAUCAUCCAAUCCUAGAGCUCCUCCAUUUCCUAUUACUCGUAAUCAAAGUUUCUCAAAAAGACUUCCCACCACUCCUGGUUCUCCAGAUUUAACUUACUCUAAUGAAGAAAACUUAUCUUUGAAUGGUCAACAACUAUCUUCACCUUACUCCGAUUCCAUUCCAAGAAGUAAAUCGCCAUCUCCUUAUCAAAAUGACACAGGGAAAAAUGAUAACAACAACGAUUCGCAGCCACCACCAAGAAGUAUUUCAGUACGCAGACCUCCUCAAUUAAGAUUACAACCACAACCGCCUCAACGUUCAAAUACCAUAGAUAAUGGCCGUCCAUCACCUAAAUUUGCCCCUCCUUCACGAUUAAAUUCUGUACGUGAUCCAAACCGUCAUCCACCACCUAUUAGAGAAGGUCCAACAAGAUCUAAUUCAUACAGAGGUGAUCCACCACCACAAUCCAGAUCUAAUUCUAUUAGAGGUGUACCUAGAAUGAAUUCUACGAGAGGAAGAGGGACGGGCAGGCCCGGUCCACAGAGACAAAAUACACAAGUACGAGCAGAAUUCCUACGACAACAAAUGUCAAAGAUGAAUGUUUCUGAUGAUAGCAGUGGAAGUUAUCCUGACUAUUAUCAAGAUUCUGAUCAGUAUAAUUCGGAUCAAAAAUAUGAUUAUGACCAAUAUUAUAAUGACGGUGAUGGAUUUAAUUCUCCCAAGAUAAAUAGUAAUAAUGGCAAUAGAAGUCCGGUUACUUCGCCUGCCCGUUCCCCCAGUUUACGUGGUCGUGGUAAUAAUUCAAUUUCUAUGCCUGGUUUCAAACCCUCACCUUUAUCCGCACCGACUGGAAUGUUAGUAGUUAUGGUAGCAGCCGAUAUAAGUUAUUCCGAGUUAUUGAAACGAAUACAAGAAAAAUUUGCCUCUGAUUCUUCAUUCAAUUUACAUUAUAAAGAUGAAGAUGGUGAAAAGGUUAGGAUGACAGACCAAGAAGAUUUAGAUAUGGCCGUAUCUCUGAUUCCUAAAUCAACAAGUGAGAUUGGAAGGAUGGAGGUUCGUUAA
This is a messenger RNA of Entrophospora candida, 1809 nucleotides long. The record is from the annotation of a GenBank genome assembly. Lineage: Eukaryota; Fungi; Glomeromycota; Glomeromycetes; Entrophosporales; Entrophosporaceae.